AUGGAUCCCAAGGCACCACAUCCCGACAGAUGGUCAAGUUAUCUCUCGGAAAUAUUCACUUCUGGGAAGCCACCUGUUCUGGGAACCGUCGACAUCAAGGAGAUAGACGAGAGAGCCCAGGAGGUUCUCAAACGUGAUUCCCCGGCUUAUUUGUAUGUCUCUGGAAGUGCUGGGACCGGUUCCACAAAACGUGCGAACCGCAAAGCAUUCGACAGAUGGAAGAUUAUUCCUAGAGUGUUGACUGAUGCUUCCGUUCGGAACAUGGAGACUACGAUAUUCGGCGUAAAAUACCCAUCACCUCUCUUCGUAGCUCCCAUCGGCACCCAGGGUGUCUUACAUGCAGAUGGAGAACUCGCCACUGCACGGGCUGCAGCUAACAUAGGGGUACCUUUCAUUAUGAGUGCAGCUUCUUCUCGUUCCAUCGAGGAUAUCGCCAAGGCCAAUGGCCCAAGCGCUCACAGGUGGUACCAACUUUACUGGCCUCGCACUGCAGACGUGACGCUGUCGGUGUUGAAGAGAGUGAAAUCCAACGGAUUUACUGCUCUAGUCGUCACUGUGGACGCCAUGCGCCUCGGAUGGCGUCCGUCCGAGAUCAAGUCCGCGUUCCUCCCGACAGUGUAUGGCGUGGGCGUUCAAGUGGGUGUGGCCGACCCUGUGUUUAUGGCACGACAUGGCCUGGAGCCAAGACACGAGACCACCAAGCUAUACGACAGCGCGCGGUGGGUGGGGAUGAAGGGGACUUGGGACGACAUCAAGUUUCUGAGAGAUAACUGGGAUGGGCCACUGGUCCUGAAGGGUCUGCAAAGUGUAAAAGAUGCCGAGAAAGCUAUCGAAAUGAAUGUAGAUGGGAUCAUCGUAUCUAAUCAUGGUGGCCGACAAGUCGACGGUGCUAUCGCUUCGCUGGAUGCGUUGGACCGAAUUUGCCAGUCGCGCAAGGUCUUGGAAGCUCAGAGAUCCGGCAAGUUCACUGUUCUCUUCGACUCUGGAAUACGCACAGGUAGCGAUAUCAUCAAAGCACUUGCGCUAGGUGCCCAGGGCGUUCUAAUUGGGAGACCAUUCAUGUAUGGUCUAGCGAUCGCAGGGCAGGCGGGUGUAGAACAGAUCUUGCAGCAGACUUUGGCCGAUUUGCAUGUUACGCUGGGCUUAUGUGGAUUUAAACACGUCAGUGAUAUAGUAGGGAAAAGGGGAGAUAUCAUGAUCAAAGCGAGUGAAUGGAAAAGUAAAUUGUGAUAACAAUGGUUUCCGCCUAUGUAAGUUGAUGUAUUCCA
This is a messenger RNA of Serpula lacrymans var. lacrymans S7.9, 1268 nucleotides long. RefSeq lists its product as uncharacterized. NCBI's taxonomy places the organism in Eukaryota, Fungi, Basidiomycota, Agaricomycetes, Boletales, Serpulaceae. Bases 1 to 1230 code for a protein of 409 amino acids. Gene Ontology annotation, molecular function: FMN binding; oxidoreductase activity. The transcript has 9 exons. The record is from RefSeq and is a predicted model, not a curated record.